Triticum aestivum (bread wheat) is the source of this 975-nucleotide messenger RNA. Its product is annotated as lachrymatory-factor synthase. The record is from RefSeq and is a predicted model, not a curated record. The coding region runs from base 95 to 697 and encodes 200 amino acids. The transcript has a single exon. NCBI's taxonomy places the organism in Eukaryota, Viridiplantae, Streptophyta, Magnoliopsida, Poales, Poaceae.
AUCACAGCGAGGCAUCAUAUGCCCACUCACUACUUGGCUCGUACUGUCGAAUACACUACAGCACCGAAAAAGCUGCCAAGGGGCUCCGUCGUCCAUGGACGUGCCGACCGCCGGACAAGCCGCCGCUGUACCGCAGCGCAAGGCGUUGGAGUGGGAGGGCCGGGUGGUGUCCCCGGUGCCGACGGCGACGGCGGACGAGGCGUGGGCGCUGCUGUCGGACUUCCUGGCGUUCCACAAGUGGCACCCGCGCGUGGCGGUGUGCCGCCUGGCGUCCUCCGGCGCGGCGGCGCCCGGGUGCGUCCGCUACUGCGAGGGCACCCCGCCCGCCGACGGGACGCCCGCCGACUGGGCGCACGAGACGCUCCUCGAGCACGACCAGGCCCGCCGCUUCUUCCGCUACGAGAUGAACGACAACAACAUGGGCUUCGGCGCCUUCUUCGCCGCGUUCCGCGUCGUCCCCGCCGCGGCCGGCGGCUGCCUGCUGCGGUGGGAGUUCGAGUGCGAGCCCGUGCGGGGCACGCCCAAGGAGGCGCUCGAGGCGCGGCUGCAGGCCGGGCUCGACGGAAUGGCCGCACGCGUGCACGAGCACCUCAUGUCCGCGCGCGGGGCCGUCGCCGCCGCCGCGCCGCCGACCGCUGUGACUGCAGGGCUGGAGGCCGCCGAUGAGCUCAAGCUGGACAGCUCCAUCGCGGCCUGAGCUCUGAGCACUCGACGCGCACGACAGGCCCGGUUCCACCUCUGUGUGCACGUACCGACGACGUACGUUUGGUUGUGAUCUCGUCUCGUUCUUUUCUCGCGGUACUAUGUUGUCUGAUGAUAUUUUAUCUUUGUUUUGUUCUGGGCCUUUGUCUGCUUGCCGUUAUGUAUGUACGCGUACGUACCGUUUACUACAAUACGGUAGUGCCCCUAUACAGCUGUACCGGGAAUAAAUGUAUGAUAUCACUCGUAGUAAUAUAUGCGAAAGUGAUUAGUGCA